Fusarium keratoplasticum is the source of this 852-nucleotide messenger RNA. RefSeq lists its product as uncharacterized. Gene Ontology annotation, cellular component: membrane. Lineage: Eukaryota; Fungi; Ascomycota; Sordariomycetes; Hypocreales; Nectriaceae. Bases 1 to 852 code for a protein of 283 amino acids. The transcript is spliced from 2 exons. The record is from RefSeq and is a predicted model, not a curated record.
AUGCCGACUUUGCAAAAGUACAAGGGCCUUGUCUACUUGUGGCAAUACGUGCCCAGUCUCCCAGGCUCCAUAAUAUUCACCAUCCUCUUCACCGUCAUCACCGUGGCACAUGGAUGGAAAAUGUUUAAGACGAGACUAUGGUUCUGCAUGCCAUUCUUUAUUGGCGGUAUAUGUGAAGUGCUUGGAUACAUCUUUCGAGCAGCUGCUUGGAACGCUACUGAAUCAUUGAUCUUUUACAUCAUGCAGGCCAUUUUCCUGCUCAUACCGCCCGUCUUCUUCGCCGCAACGCUGUACAUGGUCUACUCCCGUCUCGUCAGAGCCCUCCGAGGUGAAGAGUUCUCGCUCAUUUCUCCCCGUUGGACGACAAUCAUAUUCGUCAUCGGCGACUUGGCGACUCUCAACGUCCAAUCUAGCGGUGCAGGUAUGCUAGCCGACGACGACGACAACAAGGUCGCGACUGGCAACAAAAUCGUCGUUGCUGGGUUGAUCCUCCAGGUUCUUCUGUUCAUUGGCUUUAUGAUCUGUUGUCUUGUCUUUCACUUACGGUACAAGGCUCAUCUGACUGAGAGCUUCACCGUGAGCCAUGUUCCGUGGAAGUCGUGCCUGCAUAUGCUCUACUGGACAUCGAUGAUGAUCUUGGUGCGGAACGUCUUUCGGGUGAUCGAGUACAUUAUGGACAAGGACGGAUAUCUCCAGCAGUACGAGUGGCCGACGUUUGUUUUUGACUCGGUGUUGAUGUUCCUGGUCAUGGUUGCCUUUUACAUAUGGUAUCCGAGCAACCUUCAACCCAAGUCGAGGGAGUCUAUGGUGGAGCUCAUGUCGAACGAGGGCGGUAAUUCUCCCGAGCACUAA